CAUCUCAGGCGGGGGAGCUGAUGGGGCGAGACAUUGUACCAUACUACUCCUUAGCACGGACUGAAUGGGCGCACUACAUCGUUCACUAGAAUGUCUAGCCCCCGGUUCGACAGUGGCGUUGCAGAUUGACCAUCAAGAGGUCGCCCACAUUGUACCAAGUCAGGCAAUGGCCUGUCAAUAUGCACCGCGCCGGGGCCGGUCACACGUUGUACAGACAUGCGAAGUAUGGAUCUUACCUCUCCAGCUGCUCUCCCGCGAGUGCAUAUAACAGCGACCAUUCCUCAGCUUCUGGCUGAACUUCCCUUGUCCUUUCUUCCUUGUCUCGAUCUCACCCGCCGACUCUCACCCCCCGGCAGCCUUCCAACACCGUCGGCACAAUGGCGUGGCCAGCUCUGCCCCAGUACAACUACAUCUUCGCCAUUGGCACUCUCUUUGCCCUACUCGACGCCUUCAACAAUGGCGCCAAUGAUGUUGCCAACUCCUGGGCGACCAGCGUCUCUUCCCGCUCCAUCUCGUACCGACAGGCUAUGCUUUUCGGUCUCAUCUUCGAAGUCGUAGGUGCCGUCGCCGUCGGUGCUCGAACGGCCGAGACUAUCAAGAACGGUAUCAUUCCGGCUGAGGCCUUCCGAGGCGAUGCUGGUGUUCAGAUGCUUGCCUUCACCUGCGCUCUGGUUGCUGCUUCUUCUUGGGUCAUGUGGUGUACCAAGAACUCCACCCACGUCUCGUCAACUUAUUCGCUCAUUUCUGCUGUCGCUGGUGUUGGUGUUGCUGUUGUUGGUGCCGACAAGGUCCAGUGGGGAUGGAACGGUGGUAAGGGUCUCGGUGCCAUCUUUGCUGGCUUGGGACUGGCUCCUCUGAUCUCUGGUGGCUUCGCUGGUAUCAUCUUCAUGCUUAUCAAGGUCGUCGUCCACAUGCGCAAAAACCCAGUUCCCUGGGCUGUGUGGACCUCCCCCGCUUUCUUCUUCAUCGUUGGAACCAUUUUGACGCUGUCCAUCGUUUACAAGGGGUCGCCCAGUCUCCACCUGAAGGAGAAGCCCGCAUACUGGCUUGCUGGUGUUAUUCUAGGCAGCGGUGCCGCAGUUGCCCUUAUCGCUACUAUCUUUUUCCUGCCUUACGCUCACACCGUUGUCGUCAAGAAGGACCACUCGCUCCAGUGGUGGGAGUUCAUCAAGGGCCCUCUACUGUUCAAGCGUCCCUACCCUGAGGGAGUUGAGUCAGCCAAGGUUCGCAACUACGCCGUUGUGCAAGAGGACGAAGAUGAUCACUCGACUCGAUCACCUGAGUCAUUGAAAGAGGGUGAUGCCGCCUCAAGCGAUGAGAAGCACUUGGUGUCCGCUGAGGUUAAGGAGAAGGACUACAAGGCACUUCUGGCUGAAGGUGACGCUCGGCACCGAGCCAACCUGUGCAAGCGACAAGGACCUAUCGGCUGGGCCAUGCGCACUCUCCGUGACAACCCUAUGGGCGCUGGUGAGAUCUACGAGUUGCACAACAUCAGGGCAUUGGCUGUCCGUUUCCCUGCCCUCAUCGUCGCUACUCUUCUCUACGGUUUCUACUACGACAUCCACUCUGCUCAACACGGUGUUCACGGAACUCCCGAUGGUAAGCGUAUGGAAAUCGUCUACGCCCAUGCCACCAAGUACCCCAACGAAGUUGAGCAUCUGUACUCGUUUGUGCAGAUCUUGACUGCCUGCACUGCUUCCUUCGCCCACGGUGCCAACGAUAUUGGAAACUCCGUCGGUCCCUGGGCUGUCAUCUACGGUGCCUGGACCACUGGUGAUGCCCUCAAGUCUAAGGCCCCUGUCGACCCUUGGCAGCUCGGUGUUCUCGCUGUCACUAUCUCUUUCGGUUUGAUCACCUACGGUUACAACAUCAUGAAGGUCAUGGGUAACAAGAUCACCUACCACUCUCCCAGUCGUGGUACCUCGAUGGAGUUGGGCGCCGCUAUUACCGUCCUUCUCUUCUCCCAGUUCUCUCUUCCUGUGUCUACCUCCAUGUGUAUCACUGGAGCUACCGUCGGUGUCGGUCUAUGCAACGGUACCGUCAAGGCCGUCAACUGGAACCGUGUCCUCCUCUUGCUCAUUGGUUGGAUCUUGACCAUCCCCAUUGCCGGAACCCUCGGUGGUGUACUCAUGGGAAUAGUCAUCAAUGCUCCUCACUUUACGUCUUAAGCUGUGGGAGGGGGCGUUAUAGAUUGGGUGUCACAUAUUUUUACUAUCGUUUGUGACGAAGCCCUGUGUAAUAGGAUUGCUUCUGCUAGAGCUGUUCGAGCUACAUUGAAGGCAUCAUGAUACCCCGAGCUCUGGGUUAGCGUUGGGUGUAAAAAACUUUUUUAUUAGCAUUCUCUGAGAUAUCCCCGUACUACAUACAAGAAUAUAGACCGGAAUAAUUUGUUAUGGACAUAGUACUCAUCGAAGUGAUUAUUUGAUCUGCUCGCGU
This is a messenger RNA of Xylaria bambusicola, 2436 nucleotides long. Its product is annotated as putative sodium/phosphate symporter. The record is from RefSeq and is a predicted model, not a curated record. The transcript has 3 exons. Gene Ontology annotation, cellular component: membrane. NCBI's taxonomy places the organism in Eukaryota, Fungi, Ascomycota, Sordariomycetes, Xylariales, Xylariaceae. Gene Ontology annotation, biological process: phosphate ion transmembrane transport. The coding region runs from base 378 to 2168 and encodes 596 amino acids.